This is a messenger RNA of Capra hircus (goat), 2692 nucleotides long. It is a transcript of the gene FECH, whose product is annotated as ferrochelatase. Gene Ontology annotation, biological process: heme biosynthetic process. The transcript has 11 exons. The record is from RefSeq and is a predicted model, not a curated record. Bases 113 to 1363 code for a protein of 416 amino acids. NCBI's taxonomy places the organism in Eukaryota, Metazoa, Chordata, Mammalia, Artiodactyla, Bovidae. Gene Ontology annotation, molecular function: protoporphyrin ferrochelatase activity.
CUGGGCUCCGCCGCUAGGCGGUUGGCGGGGCGGGUUCUUGGUUGUGCUGCCGCCGGAGGAACCCAGGUCCCCGGCCGAGCCCGCCCCGGGAGCGCUUUCAGUCGGCACAAACAUGGCUGCGGCCCUGCGAUCUGCGGGCGUCCUGCUCCGCGAUCGGCUGCUGUGUGGCGGCUCAAGGGCCUGUCAGCCGUGGAGGUGCCAGUCGGGUGCGGCCACAGCGGCAGCGGUCACGGAAACCGCCCAGCGCGCCAGAAGCCCCAAGCCUCAGGCUCAGCCGGGGAACAGGAAGCCGAAGACUGGAAUACUGAUGCUGAACAUGGGAGGCCCUGAAACCGUCGAAGAAGUUCAGGACUUCCUUCAGAGGCUCUUCUUGGAUCAAGACCUCAUGACACUGCCUGUCCAAAAUAAGCUGGGACCAUUCAUCGCCAAACGCCGAACCCCCAAAAUUCAGGAGCAGUACCGCAGGAUCGGAGGCGGAUCGCCCAUCAAGAUGUGGACCUCCAAGCAGGGGGAAGGCAUGGUGAAGCUACUGGACGAGCUGUCCCCGCACACAGCCCCACACAAAUACUAUAUUGGAUUCCGGUACGUCCACCCGUUAACAGAGGAAGCAAUUGAAGAGAUGGAGAGGGACGGCCUGGAGAGGGCGGUUGCUUUCACACAGUACCCCCAGUACAGCUGCUCCACCACAGGCAGCAGCUUAAAUGCCAUUUACAGAUACUAUAAUGAAGUGGACAAGAAGCCCACGAUGAAGUGGAGCACGAUUGACAGGUGGCCGACGCACCCCCUCCUCAUUCAGUGCUUUGCUGACCAUAUUCUGAAAGAGCUGGAUCACUUUCCUCCUGAGAAGAGACGCGAGGUGGUCAUUCUUUUUUCUGCUCACUCCCUGCCAAUGUCUGUGGUCAACAGAGGGGACCCCUAUCCUCAGGAGGUGGGCGCCACUGUCCAGAGAGUUAUGGACAAGCUGGGUUACUCCAACCCCUACCGGCUGGUUUGGCAGUCCAAGGUUGGCCCAAUGCCCUGGCUGGGUCCUCAGACAGACGAGGCCAUCAAAGGGCUUUGUAAGAGGGGAAGGAAGAACAUCCUUUUGGUUCCAAUAGCGUUUACCAGCGAUCACAUCGAAACGCUCUAUGAGCUGGACAUCGAGUACUCUCAAGUUCUAGCCAAUGAGUGUGGACUUGAAAACAUCAGAAGAGCGGAGUCUCUUAAUGGAAACCCACUGUUCUCAAAGGCCCUGGCCGACCUGGUCCACUCACACCUCCAGUCCAAGGAGCGCUGCUCCACGCAGCUGACCCUGAGCUGUCCGCUCUGCGUGAACCCCACCUGCAGGGAGACCAAAUCCUUCUUCACCAGCCAGCAGCUGUGACCCCGGCAGCUCGCCGCUGGGAGGUGCAGGUGCCCGGCCUCCUGACACCUCCGAGGCGGAGGAGGGUGCAUCCGGCCAUUAGGGAGGAUGUUACAUCCGUGCGGGCAUAGCCUCUGGCCACAAACUGUGUGCUUUCUCCAGGAAGGGACUCUGAAGAACUUCUUGAGGGCUUUCUAUUUUUAUAGACCAACACAGUAAGCAUUUAUGGUCCCUUCUCCCUGGGUUAAGUUACUAGUUUGGAAUGUCCACUAGACCAUUUUUUAAAAUGAGUUUUAAAAAUUUAUCUUCUGAGAUGCACACACAUUCUCAGUACCGAUUUUGGUUUUGUAGCAACCCCCACCCCUAAAAAAACAACCCAACCCUGCAAGGGUGUGAAGAGUUUGCUUUGUGGGCUGUCAGUGUGCAUGGUGGGGGUGGGGGUGUAGUCGCUCAGUCAUGUCCGGCUCUUUGCGACCCACGGACUGUAGCCCCCAGGCUCCUCCAUCCAUGGGAUUCUCCAGGCAAGGAUGCUGGAGUGGGCUGCCAUUUCCUUCUCUAGGCAGUGUGCGUGAGGUCUGUUUAAAGUCUUGCACUUGUGUUUUGAAGUGAACAUAGCUGAGUAAAGGAGAUAUAAUUUUAGAAAAGAAAGGCGCCCGCUCUUUCCCUCAGCCCAUGGGUUACGGAAUGCCUGUCUGAUGGUAUGGUUCCCACAGUGACUGCUCCUGGGACGUCACUGUUAAUUGGUCAUUUUGGUCUUCGUGUGUGAUCCUCACGAUCCUUACCAUCAAACCUAAUCACAUGUAGGUUCCACAGGUGCCUUGAGACCCCCAGGCACACAUGGCUGAUAAGCGUGUAGCAGCUGCGAUUUGUCCUCCCCACCUUGGUGGGAAUCCUGGUGGCAGGAGAGAGGGCUCCUGAUUGCUGUCUCCAGGGGCAAUGCAGCUGGAAAUGAAGGGCUGCCUGCCCACAGCUCCCGGACCUCUCCACCCAGCAUCAUCUUCAUCUUGGUUGAAUGUUCCCUUUCCUGCCUUAUUUGUCUGAAGAUUUUUGAAAAGCCAACUAUGUUUUAUAACCUCAAAUUCUUUCUUAAUUUACAAUUUUUAUUAUAAAAAUUAUGUAACCAUGCUAUAGGAAAUUUGGAGAAAAGGAAAAGAACCACUCUAAUGUGACAAAUAGUAUUAUAUUUCAUGUUAAGUCAUUUUCAGUGGAUAUUUAAGAUGCCAUUGUACAACUUUGUUCUGCAAAAAAGCAUUUAUUUGAUUUUUUAAGCCAGUGAAAGUGUUCAUGGAGCCAUAGAUCUUCUAUAUUCAGGAUUUACUAUAUUAAUAAAUAUGAUAUUAUUCACAUUUU